Messenger RNA from Macrosteles quadrilineatus (aster leafhopper), 714 nucleotides. RefSeq lists its product as uncharacterized. The transcript has 4 exons. NCBI's taxonomy places the organism in Eukaryota, Metazoa, Arthropoda, Insecta, Hemiptera, Cicadellidae. The record is from RefSeq and is a predicted model, not a curated record. The coding region runs from base 1 to 714 and encodes 237 amino acids.
AUGGUGCUCACAAUGAAUCAGAGGACGCCGGUUCGAUCCUGCCAUCCUGCGAAAAAGCUAUUUGAUGAUCCAAAAUCGGUUCUUCGAGAAAUACUGCAGUCAGAAGGUGCAAGUCCUGGAGCAGAAGAACAAUACACCUUCCGAGCCAUUGGUGAGCAAUCUCCUCCACUGAUUGAAAUAUUGUCUUCAUCUUCAUCUUCACAAUCAAGUUCGUCUUGUUCAUCUUCUUCGGAGUCAACCUCAUCUGAUUCAUCUACAAGCUCUUCCUCGUCCUCUGACUGCACUGUUGCUGAUAUUCUAUCAACACCUACUGCUACUAGAACUGCAUCUCCACCUCCAACUUCUACACCAUCUGGUUCAGAGGAAGAAGACAUAGACUUGGAGGAAGAAUCUUUAUCCGAAGAAGAGUUGGAAUCGGAUGGUGAUGAAAAUUUGGAAGUAUUGACUGAUGAAGAGUUAGAUGAAGAAGACAGAAGUUUUCCACUUGUUGAAGAUUCAUCAUCUACUGAAGAGAUGUCGGAGGCCUACUGUCGGAGCCCGUCGGACCAAUGGGUUAAGGUCUUAAAAUUGUGGAAGGCAUCGGAAGGUGUCGGAGACUUGACGGAAGGUGUCGUGUCGGAGAGCGUCGGACUAGUGGGUUUCCUGCUUAAGCGGAAAAUGGAUUGUAUCACGAUUGACUUCCGUGACUUUGUCGAAAUGGCGUUUGAAUUGUAA